AUGGACUCUAUGGUACUGGAUUAUCAUGGUCAUGUUCUCUUUCCUCCAAACGCCACGACCACAACAGUCCAGACCCCAACACGGCGGACUCCAGUACGUCAGGCUCCAGCUCCUCAGACUCCAGCUCCUCAGACUCCAGCACCUCAGACUCCAGCACAUCAAAGACCUGCACCCCGAACACCAGCUGCUUUGACUCCAUCUGCCACCCCAACAGCAACUCUAUUAGCAGCCCCCAGAUCCUCUGCAGAACACAUGACUCCUCGACAGAUGGCCCGAGAAAAGGUGCAAAAUGCUUGGAGUACUCCUCACCAAACACCCAAACCAUCUCCAGCAGCCUCAGUAUCAGAUGAAGCCAUUCGUGACAUGGUAGCUUCAAAUACUGUGAGCAUAAUAAUGAUUUCAUUACCUCCUCUUUUCAAUUAUAUAUUAAGCGCACAUAUAUCUCAUUUAUUCGCGGAGCGAGCGAACGAGCUGUCAAGCUUGCGAGACAGCGAGUUCGCGACGCGAAGCGCAACUCAGUGA
Molecule: messenger RNA, 522 nt
Organism: Frankliniella occidentalis (western flower thrips)
Lineage: Eukaryota; Metazoa; Arthropoda; Insecta; Thysanoptera; Thripidae
Product: translation initiation factor IF-2-like
Exons: 4
Coding region: 1-522 (173 amino acids)
Source: RefSeq, a predicted model, not a curated record